Messenger RNA from Truncatella angustata, 831 nucleotides. RefSeq lists its product as uncharacterized. The transcript is spliced from 4 exons. Bases 1 to 831 code for a protein of 276 amino acids. NCBI's taxonomy places the organism in Eukaryota, Fungi, Ascomycota, Sordariomycetes, Amphisphaeriales, Sporocadaceae. The record is from RefSeq and is a predicted model, not a curated record.
AUGCAGUUGACCAACGUUUUCGUCUCCUUCCUCCUCGCCGCUGCGGUCUCGGCCAAGGGCAAGAAUGGCACUACCAGCGUCAAGUCUCAGUGCAAGGAGUAUGCCAAGCUUAGCAAUCAGGUUGAGCUUGCUACCAACGAGACCAAGCUUGCUGACAAGUUUGACAACAACCAGACUGCCAUCGAUGCCUUCAAGGCAAAGGCAGCCGACAAGCAGACCCAGCUGGAUACACUCUCGUCCAACAGCACACUCAUGAGCGAUUGUGCCGUCAUCCAAGCCCAUGCAGAGGCCGUUGAUUCUUGCGACCAGAUUCAGAGCUGGGAGAAGGAUAUUGCCACCGCCGCAAAUGACACCAAGCUUGCUGCCAAAUUCGAUAAUAACGCCACUAAGAUCGAUGCUUUCAAGGCCAAGGCUAGUGCCAAGGCUACCAAGCUGGCCGACAUGACCUCCAAUACGACCUUGACCGAUUUCUGCUCUGUCCAGGCCACCGUCGAUGAUUGCAAGACAAUGUCUAAGCUUCAGAAGGAGAUCGCCACGGUUAGCAACACCACUGCUCUGCAGGCCAAGUUCGAUGGCAACCAAACCAAGAUCGACAAGUUCACUGCCGCCGCUGCAAAGGCUCAGACCAAGCUUGAUGCUCUCAUGGCAAACUCCACUCUCAUGAGCACUUGCUCUUCUCUGACUCAAGCUUCAACUGAUGGCAAAACCACCACUGGUAACGCUGCAUCUUCGACUACUACUGCCGCCUCGUUUGCCGGUAGAAUCGAGGCUGCUGGUGGCAUGAUCUCCGCCGCUGUUCUUGCCAUGACUGCGGCCUUGUUCAUGCUAUAA